This is a messenger RNA of Triticum aestivum (bread wheat), 1946 nucleotides long. Its product is annotated as protein FAR1-RELATED SEQUENCE 5. NCBI's taxonomy places the organism in Eukaryota, Viridiplantae, Streptophyta, Magnoliopsida, Poales, Poaceae. Gene Ontology annotation, cellular component: ribosome. The record is from RefSeq and is a predicted model, not a curated record. The transcript has 5 exons. Gene Ontology annotation, molecular function: RNA binding; structural constituent of ribosome. Gene Ontology annotation, biological process: translation. Bases 1 to 1614 code for a protein of 537 amino acids.
AUGUUCGCGGAGGCGCUCCGCCGCUCCCCGCUGGCCAUCCUCCCCGUCCACGGCUGCCACGCGCGUUCCCGCACCAACCCACCACCUCGCCGCGGGGGCGCGUCCGCCGGGGCUGCCCUUCCACGCCGUCUCCGUCCGCCCCCGCCACUCAACGGCCACGUCGGCCUCGGCGUCAAGUGCGCCAAGGAGGCGGCCACGGCCAUCCGCGGCGGCAUCAUCCUCGCCAAGCUCUCCAUCAUGCCCGAUUGGGUUCUGACCGGGUUUCUUUCCUCCCUACUUCUGGUUGUUCUUCUUGCAGCGUGGAAUCAGCAGCAAAGUGGAGGAAUUUCAGGCGGAGGAAGGAUUUGGCCGGCAGCUCAGGUGCCCGCCCCCUGGGGGUCUGAAAUCGUGGCCGCCCGCGUCCCCCAGAAGGUGCUGCAGUUCGCCGACAUUGAUGAUGUCCUCACUUCCUCUCGUGGAUCCACCAAGGAUGUGCAAGAAACCGCAGCUACCAAUGCGAAAGAUCAUAUUAAUGAAAGAGUACCAAAGAUUGGAAUGAAUUUUUUAUCUGAUGAGGAGGCUUAUUCCUUUCCUUUUAUAACAAGAACUCGAGCUGAAGAUAAGAGAGAAGAUACAUUCAGUUAUAGUAGGCCUGAAUCACGAUGUGGAUGUAAUGCACAUAUGAAAAUAAGUCUUAGGAAUGGAUUUUAUCAGGUGUAUGAAUUUGAGGAGACACAUAACCACAUUCUUGCUACUGGAACCAUGGCCCAAUACUUGAGAUCUCACAGAAAAGUUACCGAUGCACAGAUAGCGGCUGCAGAGGUCGCAAAGUCUGUAGGCAUUUCAAAUAAAGCAACUAUUGAUCUUAUGGCCAAAGAAGCAUGUGGACAGGAAAACCUUGGUUUUAUCCCGCAAGACAUGAAAAAUCGGUUGUACUCGAAAAGAACAUUACAAGCAGCUAAAGGUGAUACAGGGGGAGUGUUAGAAUACAUGGAGAAGAAGGUAGCAGAAGAUAUCAAGUUUUUUUAUUCAAUUCAAGUAGAUGAGGACGAUUUGAUAACUAAUAUUUUUUGGGCUGACUCCAAAAUGGUCUCAGACUUUGCAACUUUCGGUGAUGUCAUAAGCUUUGACACCACAUAUAGGAAACUAAAUGAUGGGCGUCCAUUUGGUUUGAUUGUUGGGGUGAAUAAUCACAAGAAAACUAUUGUGUUUGGUGCUGCACUUCUCUAUGAUGAAACUGCUGAAAGUUUUGGUUGGCUUUUUAUAACUUUUCUAAAAGUUAUGUCAGGGAAACAUCCACAGACAAUUCUAACUGAUGAAGAUGCAGCAAUGGCCAAGGCAAUCAGUGAAGUCCUACCUCACUCUCACCAUAGACUUUGUGUGUGGCACAUGAAUCAAAACGCUUGCAAGCACCUUGGUGGAGUUGUUCCAGAAUAUAAGAAGUUCAAUAGUGAUUUCCAGCAUUGUAUCUAUGACAUAGAGGAAGAAGAAGAAUUUAUAAGUGCAUGGAAUGAUAUGCUUGAUAAGCAUGGACUACGUGAGAAUACAUGGCUUCAAAGGUUGUUCGAGAAAAGGGAACAAUGGGCACUAGUGUAUGGUAGAAAUACAUUUUCUGCCCACAUGAGCACUACCUAAAGAAGUGAAAGCAUGAACAAUGAACUGAAGCGUUACAUCAGUAUUAAGUAUGACAUGCUUACUUUUUUCGAGCAUUUUGAACGGCUUGUUGCAGAUAAAAGAUUUGAAGAAGUGAAGUGUGACUUCAAGGCAUCACAAACUACUCCCAAGAUGAAGGCAGAGUCAAGCUAUAUAUUAAGGCAAGCUGUAACUACAUAUACUCCAGCAAUAUUCAAGAUAUUUCAGGAGGAAGUGCUUCUGACCCUGAACUAUGACACAUUCCUUUGUGAUGACAGUGAUACAGAGCAGAAGGUUUAUAUGGUAAAAUUUCAUGACACAAAACGUGAGCAUGU